Messenger RNA from Chaetomium strumarium, 1063 nucleotides. RefSeq lists its product as uncharacterized. The transcript is spliced from 2 exons. Lineage: Eukaryota; Fungi; Ascomycota; Sordariomycetes; Sordariales; Chaetomiaceae. The record is from RefSeq and is a predicted model, not a curated record. Bases 53 to 898 code for a protein of 281 amino acids.
UUCAUCCAUCUAAAUCGGCCGUGCGAGGAUUCGCCGUUACGUCAUUUUCGCGAUGUCCGGGGAAACAGGGACUUUGAAUGUAGUUGGUCAACAGGAGCCAGCUGGCGCACCGCCUGUCUCUGCGGCGACCAGCGUCGCCGAAAUCCCGGCGCCCGACCCUCCCGCAAAGGGAAAGGCUGAUGAACCCGUGCGGGCUAACGUGCCUGAUUCCGGACCGGGCGACGCCUCGGGCGAAAAUGGCUUAGCCCCCACAACUGCAACUGACGGCACGGAGGCGACGGAGGAGUCAGGCGCAUUGCGCAAGGAACCUACUUCAGCGCCCGUGGAUAACAAUGUCGAAGCCGCUGAGCCCGCCACGCUUCCUACCGCUCCCCUGGCGGUAGAAACGAAGGAGACGAAUGGCCUUUCCAAUCCCGUUGUCGCCGAGCCGGAAGCUACCGCCGCGCAACCGGAUAAAGACUCAAGUGAGCAAGGCCGGGAGACCGCGGCGGCUUUGGAGAAGUCGACGGAGAGCGCAGAAACUACAGCUCCCGUCACAAACGGUAAAUCCGAGGAGAAAGACACGGAAAUGAAGGAGGACCCGGCUACUGCGGCUCCGUUCGCCGACACCGCUAAAGAAGACGGUCUAACCGCGCCCGUCGAAGCCGGCACCAAGCGAGAAGCUGGGGAAGCCCUCGGCCCGGAUGCUGAUGCCGGAGCCGGCCUUCCGAAUGGCAAGAAAGCCAAGACUGCUGAUGGAGAGACGGCAGCCGAACACAAGGCUGAGGCCAAUGGAGGAGCGGAUACGCGGGCCCCGCCUGCGAAGAAAGUCGGCCGUCCGAGGAAGCAGGCAAAGCCCGCAGUGCCGGUUGGCAGAACGUUGCGGAAGACGAGGAGCCAGGGGCCUAUUGAGCCUUGAAGUUGAAGCAGCGCUGAUGUCAGGUUGUUGAAGUGAUGGGUGGUCAUCUCUCUUCUAUUUACUUUCAUGGUUAUCAAACGAUGUUUGUCUGGGUGGGUUAAUGGAGAACGGGCUCUCAAAAUUUGGAGUUGGAGUUUUCUUUUUUUUCUAGGUACACCGGCCUAC